Molecule: messenger RNA, 2610 nt
Organism: Photinus pyralis (common eastern firefly)
Lineage: Eukaryota; Metazoa; Arthropoda; Insecta; Coleoptera; Lampyridae
Gene: jumu
Exons: 4
Coding region: 156-1496 (446 amino acids)
Biological process (GO): regulation of transcription by RNA polymerase II
Molecular function (GO): DNA-binding transcription factor activity, RNA polymerase II-specific; transcription cis-regulatory region binding
Source: RefSeq, a predicted model, not a curated record
CAUUCUUUGUGCUCUUACCUUUAACUUUGUAUACAUUCGGUUGAGUGUACUGUGCUGUUAGCGAUUCUGCUUUGUAUUUUAAAGAAAAUUAAUGAAAAUACGGUAGGACAUCAUUAUUUGUACCGAGCAAGUUAAUCGUUUAAGCUUUCUCCACUAUGGAUAUGUAUUUAAGUGCGAGUGACUCUGUAUCGCUUCAAGAAAUGUUGGAUAUUGACAUUAAAUCAGAAAUCGAAACGUUAGUGGGGGGACACAAUGAUCUUUCCGGUUUAAAUUUUUCCGAUCUUCCACCAUUAGACAUAGAAGAAAGUACAAACAUAAGAUGGAUAUCGUCUAACUCCAACCAUUCAAAUUCGAGUUUCAAUUUAGAUUUUAAUGGCGAAGAUGGUUCCACAAUGGUCAAUCCAAACGCUGUGAUGCCAAUUUCUUUGGCACAAAGCAUACGGUCUCCGUCUCCUACGUUAAAAGAGAGUCAUUUAACAUUUUCACCGUCUAGUAUUAAAAUAACCAGCUUGAAAACGGAAGCGGCCGCUUUUAAGAGGGACAUUCUCCAAAAAUUAAAUUUAGAUGAGAAGAAAACUGAGAUAAAAACCACUAAAGUUACCCCAAUUCUGGCGAAACCUAUAAUAAAGACUGUAAAUAACAAAUCGACUUUGCUCUCAUUUAAAAAUACCGUACAACACCACUUCAUUUCGUCGGUCGGCGUCACUCACAUCAACGGAAUCGGCAACGUGCGAACGAUCGCGACCAACACGCACCACCGCAAGCAGCAGCUGAACAACAAUCAACUAUGCGGAGACCUCCACAUUUACCCGAAACCCGCCUACAGCUACAGCUGUCUCAUAGCGAUGGCGCUCAAGAACAGUCACACCGGCAGUCUGCCGGUCUCGGAGAUAUACAACUUUAUGUGCAGGCACUUUCCCUACUUCAAGACGGCGCCGAACGGCUGGAAGAACUCGGUCCGACACAAUCUCUCCCUAAACAAGUGCUUUGAGAAGAUCGAGAAGCCGGCGAUAAACGGCGCGCAACGAAAGGGCUGCCUUUGGGCGAUGAAUCCGGCGAAGAUCGUCAAAAUGGACGAGGAGGUGCAGAAGUGGUCGAGGAAGGAUCCGAGCGCGAUCAAAAAGGCGAUGGUCAAUCCAGAAAAUCUGGAGUCUCUGGAACGGGGAGAGUUGAAGUUCACAUACGAAGACGCUGAUAAUUUCGGCGAUUCGUGCGGCAGCGCGGAGAGCGAAGAGGGGUCCGACGCCGAGGCGGAUGUGGAGGUUGUCGAGCAUAAUUACAACAGUGAACCACAGUUUUUUGAUAUUAGCGCUAUCAAAUCGGAAGAUGAUGACAUCGAUAUAGAGGACACAGAAUUAGUUUACGAUGAAAUGGAUAUCGAAAACGACAAGGAAGUGUUGCGGGUGGAAGUGGCGUUAGCGCAAAAAGAACUGUUGGAGUACGGCCGUUGUGCUGUGAACGGGAAGAAACGAAAAAUCUAUUAUCUACAAGACUAAAUAAUGAAGUUUAGCGAGUUCGGUUAGCCAAAGUUUAAAGGUCUCUGUAAAAGUUUAAUAGCUGUUAUUAGAAUUAUUUUAUAAUUUUAAUAGUAUAUUUUUGUAUCGGAAUCAAUUUACGUAAGCGGCUACGGCGGCCGCCGGAACUGUUACACUUUUCGAUGAUGUAAACGUUCUGUUAUUUGCCGUUGCCGAAUUUUGAUUAUGUUUUUGAUUCAACUAUACCGACAACUUUAAGUAUUUUCCUAUUUUAUUUUUAUUGUUACGAAUUAAAGUCUGACUAGAUUUAUGUUGUCGAUAUGAUUGAACUAAAUGUUAAACUUUGAGGUAUAAGAAAUGAAAAGCUGUGUUAAAAGUGGUGAUAAUGUAUAUAGCUUUCUUUUACAUUACUUAACAAAUAAUUAGUUUUUGUUUCAUUUCCCAUUCAAAUCAUUUGGCAGCAUGUAGAGUAGAUUGUGAGAUUUCCAUUGUCGGAGAGGUCAUCUGCCAAAAAUAUUCAAAUUACACCUCUCCGAUAAUAGAAAUUCUUUAGCAGUAUUUGGCAAUUCCUUUGCAAAAUUGUCGAUUAAUCGUGCAAACGAAUUGCAAUUUUUACAGUUAGAAAUAAGAUGUGCCUUUGCUCAAAUUACUAAAACAGUUGCUACAAAAAAAAGGGGACCAUUUUCUUUCGUUUCAAUUUUGCUAAUCUUUGAAUUUGACGUCGCAAAAUUAUGUCCAUAUGUGGAAUGGGCGGCCAUUUUUCUGUACAAAACAUUUAAUGUAAAUCAGACAGGUUUACUACUUAUUCAGGGAUAAAUGUCCUAUAGUUAACGUAAUGACGAUCGGGUCUGAUAAGUAGUCGUAAAUAAAUUAGCGGUAACAUUGUAAAUGAUCAAGAAUGGCUAGUAUGUGUACUUCUAGUUUGAUUUUAAACGUUCCGUGUUUAUACUUGUAUGUAAGCUUUAAAAUCGAUCUAGGACUUAACGAACUAACUCUUUCGUUGUAAUACCUAAUGUAGAAAUAUGACCUAGUUGUAAUUUUUGUAGUUUUACAAAAUUAAUGUGCGUUGCGUGUACAAAUUUCUAGUUUUAAGGUGGUUGUAUUAGUAAUUCAGAAUAAAACAUUGUGAUUUUUA